Molecule: messenger RNA, 2246 nt
Organism: Trichechus manatus latirostris (Florida manatee)
Lineage: Eukaryota; Metazoa; Chordata; Mammalia; Sirenia; Trichechidae
Gene: TTC24
Product: tetratricopeptide repeat domain 24
Exons: 9
Coding region: 1-1629 (542 amino acids)
Molecular function (GO): protein binding
Source: RefSeq, a predicted model, not a curated record
AUGUCUUCCCCCACCCCUGAGGACACUCCCCAAGAGCAUGGGCCUGAGCCCUCAAGCUCCAAGAAGAAGAAGAAAAGAAAGUGGCUGCAGCAAGAGGCCAGCAUCCAGGCCCUCACCAGGGCUGGCCAUGGUGCCCUGAGGGCAGGCCGGAACCACGAGGCCUUGACCAGCUUCCAGAGGGCCUUCCUCCUAGCCUCCAAGGCCCCACGAGCCAAAGAUACCCCUGUCCUCCGGGCCUGCGCCUUCAAUCUGGGGGCUGCCUACGUGGAGACUGGGGAUCCAGCCAGAGGCCUUGAGCUACUCCUGCGAGCUCGGCCUGAAGAGAAGGCUCAGGGCGGGUGCUGUGGUGACCAGUGCUUCAAUGUGGCUUUGGCCUACCAUGCACUGGGUGACCUGCCCCAAGCUUUGGCCUGGUAUCACAGAGCUCUGGGCCACUACCAGCCUCAGGGUGACCAGGGAGAAGCCCAGGCAAAAAUGGGAGACUGCUAUCAGGCUCUGGGACAGCCUGAGCUAGCAGCCCUCUGCCUGCAGGAAGCCAGCCGGGCCUAUGCCCAGGCGGGGCGGCCCCGGGCCGCAGCCCUGACAAUGGGGGCUGCGGCGGGGUGUAUGCUGAAGAGCGGACGGCAUGGGGUGGGUGAGGUGGUGCAGGUGCUGGAGGAGAGCCGGAGGCUUGCUGAGAGGAGCGCUGAACGUGGGUUGCUGGGGCAGCUCUAUAACGACCUAGGCCUGGGCUACUCCCAGCUCCAGCUGUUCCCGCUGGCAGUGGAGGCCUUCCUGCAGGCCCUGCCCCUGUGCCGGGAGCCUGGAGAGGAGGCCACUGUGCUAAGAAACCUCGGGAUGGCCCACAAUGCUCUUGGCAACUAUCAGGAAGCUCGGGAGUUUCACCAGAAGGCUGCCAACCUGCAUGGCUCUGUGGGGCAGCGCUGGGAGCAGGGCCGGAGUUUUGGCAGCCUGGCGUUUGCGCUGAGCCAGCUGGGGGACCACAAGGCCGCCAGAGACAAUUACCUUCACGCCCUGCAGGCUGCCCGAGACACUGGGGACGUGAAGGGGCAGUGGCAGGCCUGCGAGGGUCUGGGGGCUGCUGCGGCCAGACUGGGGCAAUACGACCAGGCCUUGAAGCACUAUAAGGAAGCGCUGGCCCAGUGCCAGAAAGAGCCGGAUUCUGUGAGACAACGUCUCGUGGCCAAACUGGCGGAUGCCAUGAGGACCCACUUGGCCCAGGGGGAGCUGGUCCUGACUCACACCCCGACCCCGGCUUCCGGGAGGCCGCAGCCUCCUGGUGGGGCCUGCCCGGCGGGGAGCCCAGCCUGGGUGGGGAGGGGCAAGGCAGACGCCCAGCGCAGAUCUGCCGGUCGGUGGGAAGACGAAGAGGCUGAGGAUAACCGUGAGAAGAAAGAGGAGGAGGGGUCGGCGAAUGUUCCCGCAAUGUCUCGGGCGCGGAGACUGGAGAGUCCAGGACCCAGGAUCCAUCUCUCAUUUGGAGGCCCAGAUUCCUCCAGAGUGGGGAAACCUGGCAUCCUGGUACCCAAUGGCCCUCAAGCCAACAGGUCAUCCAGAUGGCCCUGGGAAGCCCCCAGCAGGAAUCCCCAGAGGAGACCCAACGAGUCUGGCUUUUGCACGAUCACGUGACUCCACUCUGCUCGCCACAGCUCUGGCCUCUGCAAUACCCCCCGGCACACACACUUUAGGGACUUCUGGGGACCAAGCCUCUUCGCAUUUGUUCAACCCUGUGUGGACCUGGAACAUAAAAAAGCACGCUGGACAGGGCUUUGCGAUCUCAGCACUGAGGGGCUGUUUGCUCUUCAUUGGGAUUUUUGCACUCGCUAGGCAAAGAAGAAAGGAAAAUGGAUGGUGACUUCCCCCUUUUCUUUCUGGAUCUAAAUCUCAUGACUGCUAAGGACUUUGUCAGUCCUAAAAACUAUGACUUUUUGGUCAAGUGGCUUUGCAGUCACUGACUCUCUGUAGACCUCCAUUUUCUCAUGUGUGGAAUGGGAAUCAUAACACUACAGGAGAUACAUCUUAACUAACCUAUGCAGUCCACUUCCUCCUCCAUGGAAUGCAGGGGAUGCUGGUGGGGUCAGACCUGCCGCCUGCAGAACACCUGUUGCUAGUGGCAGUAACAAUGAUAUUAUGUAACAUUUACAGAGCGCUUACCACAUGCCACACACUAUGGUAAGUGUUCACAAGUGUUUUCUCCUUUCAUCUUCACAACAUCGCUAUGAUGCAGGAGUUGUGAUUAUCCCCUU